UUCUGCCUCUCUUUGCCUAGUUUCUUCUUCUUCUUCUUCUUCCUCCUGCUCUUCCUCCCUCUCCCUCACUGAAAGUUGCACAUGGUUUCAUUCUGCAGAGGUUCAUUCUCCUCAGGCUGUGGAUGGGAGAGGGAUGAGAGGACGGAGCUCCAGUCUAAGACACUUGCAGCUGCUUUGGAACGUUUGACUUCGUGUGAGGAUUAUGAAUGAUGAACACAGCGGCUCCUCUUAGUUUAUUGUGCAUCAACUUCUAAACCCGACAUUUUUUUUUCUACUGUUUUUUUUGGAGUCUGCAUGCAACUGGAAAAUGAACACUGACGCAUCAACUUGCUGACGCUUUGGCUUAUCCCGUGCACUUGUUUUGUGGAGGAGGCGGUGACAUCAUCACCAUCAAGCGCUCAGCAAUCAUGAAAGACAACUACGGAGGAUAUGAGAACCAGCUUUUUAAAGAGGAGGAGCUCAACGGCGAAGAGGAGGAAAUACCUCCGUUCAGAGGUCGCGCGAGAGGCGGUUGCGUGAGGUGCCAGCAGAGCCAUUCCCUCCAACUGGCUGUCAAAGUCCUUGCUGCAUUUGUUGCAUUCCUCAUCAUCACUGUAGCAGUGUUAGCAUCGCUAGUGUUUAGGAAGGUGGACCAUCUCUCUGAGGAAGAGUCAGUCUAUGACAAGAAGAUCACCAGGGCUCAGCAAGUAUUAGAAGAUCUAAGUAACUGUUCCGGCUGUCUGGAUGUGACUCUGUAUAGCGAGGAGAUCAGCAGGCUCAAGCAGGAGUUUGAGGACGUUCAAAAAAUGUUACUAGGACAAGAGCAGGUGCCGGAUCAUCAUAAUGUAUCGUUUCACAUCCAGCUAACGAGGCUUCACGUAAUACUUUGUAAUACAACAGACUUUUCGCAUUGGUUGUGAUCCGGGGCCACCAGCAAAUGCAGACUAUCUUGAUACGGCCAAAAAAGCUGGCCGUAGCGAGUCAGAGCUUUUCUUCCUGUCACUCACACACACGCACACACACACACACAAAUGACCUGGUGGUGGCAAGUUGGAAAGAAUAUGCUUUUAUUUGCUAUUAACUGUUUUAUUGUAAUCAACCAGUGGUUGAAAACAUGAUUUAAAUUUUGUCUUAGUUUGGUAUUUUUUGGAAAGGAGUGGUCGUCUUAUAGAUGCGCCCCCCUCCACUCUCAGGUGCUGGACCAAGCCUCUCAGGCCCAGACCAAGCUGACAGCCACCAGCAACCAGCUGAGU
Dunckerocampus dactyliophorus (ringed pipefish) is the source of this 1232-nucleotide messenger RNA. Its product is annotated as scavenger receptor class A member 3-like. The record is from RefSeq and is a predicted model, not a curated record. The transcript is spliced from 6 exons. Lineage: Eukaryota; Metazoa; Chordata; Actinopteri; Syngnathiformes; Syngnathidae. The coding region runs from base 408 to 899 and encodes 163 amino acids.